AGCACAGUGCGAAUGUGCAACCCUGAAACCUUUCCCCCUCUGGAACCUGCAAGGAGGUCCACGGUUUCCGUGUGUCUUCUUAGUUUGAUCAUGUCGGGCAGAAAGCCCCGGUAUGUGGCGAACCCCCUGGAGUCUGCGAUCACCACCCCGAGCGAGAGGAUCCUGAAGGAAUGCCACAGUCUGUAUGUGGACAGCGAGAACGGUCUGGUGAAAAUUGCCAGCAGCCUCGGAGUCCGGCUCCUUCCUCCGAGAAAGAAGAUUAUCGUGAUGAUAAUGGGAAAUCACUCUGCAGGGAAGAGCUCCUUCAUUAACUGGUAUGUUGAAGAGCACAUUCAGAAAACCGGUGUGGCCAUUGAAACUCAGGGCUUUACCUUCAUCACUAGUGGUCGCAAGAGAGAGUCACUGACGGGAAAUGCAACAUUACAUCUGUAUCCUCAUUUUCGACCUAUCCUUGAGUUCAAAGGUGUGAUGGACUACCUGUCUGCUGAGAUCUCCACCUCAAAGCAGAAGAAAUUCAGCCUGGUGACGUUCGUGGACACUCCUGGUCUGGUGGACGGGGACAUGAUCUACCCAUUUGAUGUCAACAGUGCCAUCACCUGGUUGGGAGAACAGGCGGACCUUAUUUUCGUCUUCUUUGACCCGAUGGGUCAGGCGCUGUGCAAACGGACGCUCAACAUCGUGGAGAAGCUGAGCGACAAAUGUGGAGACAAGCUGUUGUUUUAUCUCAGCAAAGCAGACGAAGCCGGGAAGGAGACGGACAGACAGAGAGUAAUGAUGCAGAUUGUCCAGGAGCUGUGCCGCCGUCCAGGCCUCAACAAAUGUGGUUUUGAGAUGCCGACAAUAUACAUCCCCAACCCACAGAAGCCAAGCAGGUGUGUGAACCAGAUUGACAGCGUUUGUCAAACGAUUGAGAAGACCAUCAACCAGGCUGUCCAGAAGACUUUAGAUCAGCUGGAGAAAGACUCGGACCUCAUUUGUUCGACCAUCAGCAACAAACUGGCACAGGACAGGGCCGAUGUGGCUUCCAACAGGAGCGUUGGUCUUCACUCAGUUCUGUGUUUGGCUUUGGGCUUUUUCCUGCCGUUCCUCUUCAUCCUUAGUUUUAUUGUAAGCACCUUCUCCAAGGAGCAGCUGCACGACCUGCUGGGCGAAGGGCCGACUCAGACCGUUAUGGUCUUCACAGGGAUAGUGAUGUAUUUAUGGGAAUGGAUACCGGAGGACAAACAAGUAGUUUUUGUAAUCUCUUUUGGGGCUUUUUGCUACCUCCUGCUUUUCCUAGCAAAAUAUUUUGCUGGCCGAAGAAACAAGACUCUGACGAAGAAGGAGAAGAGGAAGAUGAUGGAGUACAUGGAUUAUAUCCAUGAUAUUGUCAAAACUAAAAAGGCUAAACUGUACGAGUGGUACCUGCAGCAGUGUGCAGCAGAACAGGACCUGUGAUGCCGCUGGUUUACAUCUGGAUGGUGGUGCUGCCUCAUGCUUUUUUUUUAAUCCUUUUUUUGUUGUUGUUGUUGUUGAUGUUGCAAAAAACAACUUAUUUGACUUCAACCUGACAUUGGUGGCUGCUGAUUUGUAGUUGAAUCAGCAGGAGUUUGUAGACAAUCACCAGGCCAGUUGUAGGUGGAACCUGUAAUGCAGCAGAGAUCACUGCCAACCUCUGUCAUCUCAGCAGCCGACGUGGAGAAGUGCCUUGUUUUUACUGCACACAGGACAAACUGUGAUUUUAGCUCUUGGGCAAAAGUAAUUUUCUCACUGGGAGGAUUUGUUCCCCUUUUCUCUUUUUGCGAUACAAAUGCUCAAAAUGUUUGCAAAAUAUCUUUUCUCCAUUUCCAAUAUUGACCCACCAGCAAAUACCUUGUAUUUUUUUAGUAUGUCUCUGUGUUGUAUCUGUCCUGAGUCCCCUACAGAAACGCCCUGACUGACAUAUUACCUGAAUGUGUUUUUGUGCAUAUAGCUAUUUAACAAUAAUCAGUGCCGCGAUUCCACCUGGGCAUUAUAAAUAGAUGUGAAGAAGCAGCAAACCUGGAAAAACUGUCCACCAUCUUGGAAAGUUUCUGUUUUCUAUAGUUUGAAACAUACAGUAGCAAGAGAUUAGUGAAGCAGGAAGAGCAGUACAGUCACUCUGCACUAAUGUGUCGCUCCUAGCUGAGCUACAGCACUGAACUGAACCGUUAGCUCCGCUUAAUGCCUUCACUCCAGUGUUUGUGAUUCAUGAAUAUUUAUUAGUGACACCAGCUGUGGUGCGUUUACUCGAAAGGGGGCGUCUGUCCAAACCAUCAUGCCUCACUAAAUGUCAGCAUUUUUGAACUGAUUAAUUUAUUUCCUGCUGAAAUGCUUUCACUAGAAUUAGCAGGCGAGUAUAUUAAUUACUUCUUUUUUUUUGCCAGAUAUUUCAAUAUUUCAAAGAGAGAACUACAAGGAAUGAAAAGAUUGGUAUCUCAUUUCUUUUAAUUCUUAAGCCAAUUUCCCCUUGUUAGAUUCUUAGUGGAUCAAAUACGUAAUUGCACUCGGUCAAGACUCCGUUAGGAUCAUUUACAGCCGAAUGUUUCACGGACUGCUGGUUUAAGUCUCUAUUUCUCUUAGCUAUGAUGAUUGUCACUUAACAAAUAGGAUUAUAAAAUUACUUAAACCAAUAAAAAAUAUUUUUAAUACAGAAAAGUGGGCUUAAUGAAAACUAUGCUUAAUGCCUGUAAGGUUAUUUUCAAAAUAUACUUUUAAUCUGACAAACGACCGUCAUCUGAAAUGAAAAACCUGUGUAUAAAAACACUUUUGCAAUUUAAACAUUUUUUAUGAAGCUUCUGUGAAUUAUAAAUACAUUAAAAAUAUUUUUGCCUUGCCAUUACCCAUAAUUACUUAUGGCUAUUUAUUUCUGUCCUGUAAAAUGUUCACAAAAAUCAAACACUUCCUUGUUUAUGUGUCAUUUAAGAGGUUAAAACAAUACAGUUGAUUGUGAUAAAAGCUCUGGUUUAAUACAUCCUUACUUAUCUCCGAUCCAAAACAUUUUAAAAGCUCUUCCUCGGGCUGUUUGCAAUAUUAUUGUGAACGCGUUUAGUUUGUUUUGUGUGUUAGAAUCCUCUCAGGUAUUCUUUCUUUUUAUAAAUAACUAUUUUAAAAUGAUUUCAUGUAUCAUUAGUCAAACUUGUGAAUUCAUCCAUUCUGUGGUAUUUAAAAAAUAAAAUUCUUCAAUCUUGAA
Molecule: messenger RNA, 3190 nt
Organism: Gambusia affinis (western mosquitofish)
Lineage: Eukaryota; Metazoa; Chordata; Actinopteri; Cyprinodontiformes; Poeciliidae
Exons: 12
Coding region: 13-1437 (474 amino acids)
Molecular function (GO): GTPase activity
Source: RefSeq, a predicted model, not a curated record